AUGGAACAGGAGCACUUCACCUCCUACGCUUCCUACCACCACCCUGCCCCGGAUCCAGACUUGUCGCCGGCCUUGGACGCGACCCAAAGCGACAUGCUACUGCAGCUCAAAGCCUUCCUCCUCGACGGCAUCGACUCCGAGCCGCCCGCCGAGGUGUGCUCCGGCUGGUCCUCUCCCUCGUCCUCCACCGUUGAUGUGUGCUCGGAGAUGCAAGCGGCAAUGGGACCCUCGACCAUCCGCGAUCAUCAGCAUUGGAGCCCGGGUACGGUCGACACCGUCGACAUGCCGCUGGACAUCGACGCCUUCCUCAUCGGCUCGAACGCUGACGCCGCCGCCGCCGAGGAGUGCUCCGACUGGCUCUCUCCCUCGUCCUCAACCUCCUCGGAGGUUGCGAAUGUGUCGCCGAGCACGCCGGAUGUGCACCAGCGGCCGGACGCCGGAACUGGACCGGCGGCCUCGCCGGGCGACAAGCGGCAGGCCUUCAUCGGCGUGCGCAAGCGGCCGUGGGGCAAGUUCGCUGCCGAGAUCCGCGACUCGACGCGGAAGGGCGCCCGCGUGUGGAUCGGCACCUUCGACAGCCCCGAGGCCGCCGCGCUCGCCUACGACCAGGCCGCUUUCGCGGCGCGCGGCACCACCGCCGUCCUUAACUUCCCCGUAGAGUGCGUGCGGGAGUCGCUGGGGCCGCUGGCGCUCGCCGGCGGCGCGGGCUGCGGUUCCCCUGUCCUGGCGCUGAAGCGGCGGCACUCAAAGCGCACGCGCAGGCGCAAGGUCUCACCAACCGGCUUCAGCAACAGCAAAAGUACAUUGCAAGAUCUGCAGCCGCCGGCAGGUCAAUGCUCUGUCGUGUCCGGCACGGCCGUCGACAUGCCGCAGCAGCAGGCGACGGUGUCCAUCAGCCAGUGCCCCAGCGGCAUUGUGGAGCUAGAUGACCUCGGCGACGCCUACUUGGAGAAGCUCCUCCGGGUAGUGUCAUCCGAGUUGGGAGAGCACUAGGUGACACCGGACAGGAGCUGUUAUUAUACCAAGUCAUGGUCUUCAGUGUCAUGGUCAUGGCGACAUUACCACUGUCAAAUCAGUAAUCGACCUAAAUAUCGCACUGAUCCUUCAUUUUUACUUACGUUCAACAAAACUGUAAAACCAAUUGUAAUGGAUGGCACACAUUAUGACCAGUAUUUGUUAAUACCCCACAUUUUUUUUACAGUAGGAACUUUGAGA
Setaria italica (foxtail millet) is the source of this 1215-nucleotide messenger RNA. RefSeq names its product ethylene-responsive transcription factor ERF094-like. The coding region runs from base 1 to 993 and encodes 330 amino acids. Gene Ontology annotation, molecular function: DNA-binding transcription factor activity; DNA binding. Lineage: Eukaryota; Viridiplantae; Streptophyta; Magnoliopsida; Poales; Poaceae. Gene Ontology annotation, biological process: regulation of DNA-templated transcription; ethylene-activated signaling pathway. The record is from RefSeq and is a predicted model, not a curated record. The transcript has a single exon.